Arxiozyma heterogenica is the source of this 1560-nucleotide messenger RNA. It is a transcript of the gene HOM3, whose product is annotated as aspartate kinase. The record is from RefSeq and is a predicted model, not a curated record. Gene Ontology annotation, cellular component: cytosol. Gene Ontology annotation, molecular function: aspartate kinase activity. NCBI's taxonomy places the organism in Eukaryota, Fungi, Ascomycota, Saccharomycetes, Saccharomycetales, Saccharomycetaceae. Gene Ontology annotation, biological process: L-homoserine biosynthetic process. Bases 1 to 1560 code for a protein of 519 amino acids. The transcript has a single exon.
AUGCUUGAAACAAACAGUAAUUGGAUUGUUCAAAAGUUCGGUGGUACUUCUGUUGGUAAAUUUGCUGUUCAAAUUGUUGAUGAAAUUAUUAAAUUUUAUUCACAAGAACCAAGUUUAAAUAAUAACGUUGCAGUUGUGUGUUCUGCUCGUUCUUCUUAUACCAAAGCUGAAGGUACUACUUCUAGAUUACUUAAUUGUUGUGAGUUAGCUUCCCAGGAAUUGGACUAUAAACAUAUUAUUGAUAUUAUAAGGCAGGAUCAUAUCAACAAUGCUGAAAAGUAUAUUGAAAAUGACGUGUUACAAAUCAAUUUAAUAUCAGAUACGAAGAAGGAAUUGGAUCUUGUUCAAACUUAUUUAGAUGCUUCCAAAAUUUUAGGUGAAGUUUCACCACGUACUGUUGAUUUGGUGAUGUCUGCAGGUGAAAAAUUGUCAUGUUUAUUCAUCACUGCUUUGUGUAAUGACCGUGGUGUAAAAGCUGAAUAUGUUGAUUUGUCUCAUAUUAUUCCUCAAGAUUACACUGCUACUACUUUGGAUUCUAGUUUCUAUGUGAUGUUGGUUCAAGCAUUAAAGGCUAAAUUACAACCAUUUGUUGAAUCUAAAGAAAGAAUCGUUCCUGUGUUUACAGGGUUCUUUGGGUUAGUUCCAAUGGGUUUACUGAAUGGUGUUGGUCGUGGUUAUACAGAUCUUUGUGCUGCUUUGAUUGCCGUUGCAUUAAAUGCAGAUGAAUUGCAAAUUUGGAAAGAAGUUGAUGGUAUCUUUACUGCUGAUCCAAGAAAGGUCCCAGAAGCUCGUUUAUUGGAUUCUGUUACACCAGAAGAAGCAUCAGAAUUGACUUAUUAUGGUUCAGAAGUCAUUCACCCUUUUACUAUGGAACAAGUUAUUAGAGCAAAGAUUCCUAUUAGAAUUAAGAAUGUUCAAAAUCCAAGAGGUAAUGGUACUAUGAUUUAUCCAGACAAUAUUGCUAAGAAAGGUGAAUCCACCCCGCCGCAUCCACCUGAAGCAUUGUCAUCAUCUUUCUUUGAAAAAAGGAAACGUGGUGCUACUGCCAUUACUGCAAAGAAUGAUAUUGUAGUGUUAAAUAUUCAUUCUAAUAAGAAGACAUUAUCCCAUGGUUUCUUAGCCCAAAUAUUUACUAUUUUGGAUAAAUUCAAGUUAGUUGUUGAUUUGAUUUCCACAUCUGAAGUCCACGUUUCGAUGGCCUUACCUAUUCCAGAUUCAGAUUCAUUGAAAUCUUUGAAAAAGGCUAUAGAACAAUUGAAGAAUUUGGGUACAGUAGAUGUCAUUAAGAAAAUGGCUAUUAUUUCUUUAGUCGGUAAGCAAAUGAAACAAUUUAUUGGUAUUGCAGGGACAAUGUUUUCGACUUUAGCUGAACAAGGCAUUAAUAUUGAAAUGAUAAGUCAAGGGUCUAAUGAAAUUACUAUUUCUUGUGUUAUUGAUGCAGAAGAUACCAUUAAGGCUUUGCAAUCUAUCCACGGCAAAUUACUAGAUGAAAAAAGACCUUCAGCGUUUGAACAUGCUAUUGAUGAACGAUUAGAACAAUUAAAGAAGUUAAGUCUUUGA